Lasiodiplodia theobromae is the source of this 4188-nucleotide messenger RNA. Its product is annotated as Udp-glucose:sterol glycosyltransferase. The transcript has 5 exons. The record is from RefSeq and is a predicted model, not a curated record. NCBI's taxonomy places the organism in Eukaryota, Fungi, Ascomycota, Dothideomycetes, Botryosphaeriales, Botryosphaeriaceae. Gene Ontology annotation, molecular function: hexosyltransferase activity; UDP-glycosyltransferase activity. Gene Ontology annotation, biological process: carbohydrate metabolic process. The coding region runs from base 1 to 4188 and encodes 1395 amino acids.
AUGGCCUCCGAAGUCAACAUACGGGACCGCUGGUCCCCCAGGCGCUCCCGCGUCCCCCGCAAGUCCUUCGAGAUCCCCGAGCGCCUCCGCCAUGGUGAGGACGAGGACGAGGACGUCACCGCGCCCAAGACCAACGACCCUCGAUUCACCCACCGUUCCGUCUUCGACCUGAUAACCCACGCCGGCUCUGUCGCCAACCUGCGCACCCGCUUCACCCACGACGAGCUCAGCGAAAGCGAAGAGGAAGGCGACCAUGCUGCCGUGACCCAGUCCCUCGGGCCCUCAGCCAUCGCCGCCGCUGCCGCUGCCCAGAGCUCGAAGCAGCCAGGAGAGAAACCCGCAAAGCAUCGUCGCAGCCUUUCCAACCACAGGAUAGUCCGCACCCUCCAGAAGCUCCACGUCAAGUCCUCCAAGGAGCGCGCCGACGCUCCGUCCGACGACACCAUGUCCUCCUCGCAGAUCCUCGCGCCCAAGCCCGCACACACGGAACAAGAAGGGACGGACCAGGCCGAAGGCCACUCCGUGCGAGGGCAGCUGAAGGCCAAGGCUGAAAUGGAGGCUUCCGCCUUCGGGUCGGACCUCCGUGCAGCCCACGAUGCUUUCGGCGUCGGCCAUCCCCCGAUCAAAGAUCAGGAUGACCUCUCGCAGAGACUUAUGGAGAUUUUCGGUUUCGAGGAGGAAGAAAAGGUUGUAUCCGAAUACCCCUGCUGGUUGCUGCAGACCGUCCUCCUCCAGGGCUAUCUGUACAUCACUCAGAAACACAUUUGCUUCUACGCCUACCUGCCCAAGAAGACGAAGGAAAUCACCAAGUCGGGUUAUUUGUCCAAGCGGGGCCGUACCAUGUGGAACCGAUCGUGGUUCAUCCUCAAAGGCGACGUUUUGGCGUACUACAACGACCCAACCGACCUCUACUUUCCCCGCGGCCGAAUCAACCUGCGCUACGCCAUUUCCGCAGUUCUGGCGGAACCAAAGGACAAGACCCGCGAGCCUACGGAUCUUUCCAUCACCACCAACCAAAAGACCUACGUGUUGCGGGCGGAGAGCGCCGCCAGCGCCAAGGAAUGGGUCAAAUUGCUGCAGAAAGUCAUCUUCAAGUCCCACAACGACGGGGACAGCGUCAAGAUUUCCAUUCCGCUCGCCAAUGUCAUGGAGAUCGAGGACAACCCCGUGCUAGACUAUGCCGAGACUAUCAAGGUCGGCGUCGUCGAUAAUGAUGAUUCGUACGCGGUCGACGAGUACUUCUUUUCAUUUUUCGGGUUCGGAGAAGAAGCGAUGAACCUCAUGAAGGUCAUGUGGGAUGGCUGCAGGCGGCCCGAGACCGAGCGCCCAACGACGCCUGCGGGCGACCGACGCCUCAAGACACCCGCGAGUCCCCCGUCUCGUAAAUCCGGCAGCCCGGUGCGAUCGACUAUCUUUCAGCCCGCUCCCGGGACGCUGUCACCGACUUCGCCGUCUUUCCGCCGACGGUCAGGCGAGUCCGCGAGAUCCAGUUUCGACCGUAGACGCAGUGCCGAUCGUGGACGCUCCAGCUUCGACCGGGGACGACGGAGUCUCAGCAGAGGGCAGGAACAGCCGCAAAGCGAGAGGUCGGCCAUGUCCCCGGUUUCCUUGAGGAUACGAGAUUCUUCCGAGUCGGCCUGCCUUUCGAUGGAGCCUGACACGUCGUCGUCCGCCGCCAUUCAGUCGAUCAACGAGACGGAUGCAUCCGCCAGCCAGAUCUUGAGCCGCAGCGACGUCUUCCACAGACCGGCGGUGGAACUCACUGAAUCGGAAGUCAAUCCGAGAGCCUCCCAGGACACCGCUCGCUCGACGAAGAAACAUCCUUACCCCAGGACAGAGCAGACCAUCAGCACCCGGUCGCGAACACCGGUUCAAAGUUCGAGAGAGAUUGGAAACGAUAGCGAGUUUCAGGAUGACAGACUGCAGGCUUCGGCGUCCGGUUACUAUUCUGGACUCGUCAACGCUGGCGCGAAGCCGUUCACGAAGGCCUCCGGAUUGGUUGGCUCUCUUCGGCGGGGAACGCUGGCCCUCGGCAGCAGGCUGACAACAGAUACCAUGAGCGUCUACGACAAGGUCUCAGGCAUGUGGGCUGGAGGACGGAAGCACUACGGGGAGGACGGCCAGAUUUUCGACGAGGAGGCGCGUGACGUCGUCGACGAUUCGGACGCCGUCUCCCACAACGAGCGCUUCCGCCAGCACUUCGCCCUGCCCGACAACGAGAACUUGCGAGCAACGUUCUUUUGUAACUUGUGGAGAGUGCUUCCGCAGUAUGGAAAAAUCUACAUGAGCGACAGGUACUUCUGUUUCAGGAGCCUCCUGCCUGGUACUCGGACCAAGCUAGUACUGCCCCUCCGCGACAUCGAGAAUGUGAUGAAGGAAAAAAGCUUCCGGCUGACCCACCAAGCCCUCGUUGUCGUCGUCCGUGGCCAUGAAGAGCUGUUCUUCGACUUUUCGCGAGCCGACGUCAGGGAUGACUGUGCAGUCACCAUUCACCAAAAGCUUGAGCAGGUUCGCUACCUGCAUUCCUCGGGCCUCCUCAGCGAAGAGAACCUGCUGCAGGCCGAGGAGGCAAAGGCGGAGAAUGAUCUGCUCCAGCACGCUCGGGACCCAGAGAAGCUGCCGGGACUGCCGGCGCGCAUCGACGAGCUCGAGCAGUCCGGAGCCGCCGUCAUAUUCGAUGACCCUCAAGCCUCCUUGGUAGACUUCACGCCGCGCGAGCCCAUGAGGAUCACCUGCUUGACGAUCGGCUCCCGCGGGGACGUCCAACCCUACAUCGCGUUGUGUAAACGGCUGAUGAUGGAAGGGCACAAGACGAAGAUUGCGUCUCACGAGGAGUUUGGUGAUUGGGUUCGCAGUCACGGCAUCGAAUUCGAGUCCGUGGCGGGUAACCCGGCCGAGCUCAUGCAGCUUUGCGUCGAGUCCGGCAUGUUCACCGCCACCUUUCUGGCGAAGGCGCACUUCACCUUCCGCGGCUGGCUGAGCGCGCUCCUGGAGACCGCUUGGAAGGCUUGUCAGGAUUCCGACGUUUUGAUCGAGAGCCCCAGCACCAUGGCCGGCAUCCACAUCGCCGAAGCGCUGGAGAUCCCCUACUUCCGCGCCUUCACCAUGCCCUGGACCCGGACGCGCGCCUACCCGCACGCUUUCGCCGUGCAGGAGAAAAAGAUGGGCGGCACGUACAAUUUCCUCAGCUACGUGCUGUUCGAAGAAGUCUUUUGGAAGGCGACCGCGAGCCAGGUAAACACGUGGAGGAAGAAGACGCUCAACCUCGCGCCGACGAGCUUGAAGAAGCUGCAGAUCAACAAGAUCCCCUUCAUGUACAACUUCAGCCCCUCGGUCGUCGCACCGCCUCUCGACUUUAGCGACUGGGUUCGCGUCACCGGUUAUUGGUUCCUAGACGAGUCCCAAAACUACAAGCCGCCAAAGGAUCUCCUCGACUUCAUCGACCGGGCUCGCUGCGACGGGAAGAAGCUCGUGUACAUCGGCUUCGGCUCGAUCGUCGUUGAAGACCCCAAAGCGAUGGAAAAGUCCAUCAUCGAAGCUGUGCUGAAGGCGGACGUCCGUUGCAUCCUGUCCAAGGGUUGGUCUGACCGGUUGGGCAAGGAUGAGAAACCCAAGGUGGAGGUGCCUCUUCCCCCAGAGGUCCACCAGAUCAAUUCCGCUCCGCACGACUGGCUCUUCAAGCAGAUCGACGCAGCCGCGCACCACGGAGGUGCCGGCACCACCGGCGCCUCUCUCCGCGCCGGCAUCCCGACAAUCAUCAAGCCCUUCUUUGGGGAUCAGUACUUCUUCGCAUCUCGAGUCGAGGAUCUCGGCGUCGGAGUCCACAUCAAGAAGCUGAACGUCAGCGCUCUCUCCCGUGCGCUGUGGACCGCCACGCACGACGACCGCAUGAUCACGAGGGCGCGUUUGAUCGGCGAGAGAAUCCGCCAGGAGGAUGGCGUCGGCGAAGCAGUUAAGACCAUCUAUCGUGACCUCGAGUACGCGAGGUCUCUCAUCAAAUGGCGCAACCGGCCGCUCACCGAAGACGACUUGGGCGACGACGCGGAAGAGGAGUGGACCUUUGUCGACGACGAUAGCGAUCCCGAAAUGCGGCGCAACACGGAGCAAGGUCAAGCGGUUGCGCAGAUUCAAGCUCAGCUCAAACAGUUGCGCGAAGAAAAGUUUGAGCAAGAAGGCAUGGGUGCAUGA